Messenger RNA from Talaromyces stipitatus ATCC 10500, 1331 nucleotides. RefSeq names its product uroporphyrinogen-III synthase (UroS), putative. NCBI's taxonomy places the organism in Eukaryota, Fungi, Ascomycota, Eurotiomycetes, Eurotiales, Trichocomaceae. Gene Ontology annotation, molecular function: uroporphyrinogen-III synthase activity. The record is from RefSeq and is a predicted model, not a curated record. Bases 160 to 1230 code for a protein of 356 amino acids. Gene Ontology annotation, biological process: uroporphyrinogen III biosynthetic process. The transcript is spliced from 2 exons.
AUUGACAAAAAGCAAUUGGCCAGUCAAGUAUCACUAUGAUUCUAGCACCGGGACUCUGCUGUGCAUGACACAGUACGAUAGUGCGAUAUACCUAACUAUACCAAACACGACAAUCGAUAGACGACCACAGAGCAAGCACAGGACCAGAGAAUAGAAAAGAUGGAGCAGUCUACCAGCGAUGAAUCUUCUAGGUCACAGCUGCCUCCAGUCUUUCUUCUCAAGACACCCUCGACCCCGCGAGAUUUGUACGAGGAGUACUUUCGCAAUAAUACUUUCGCCAUCCGACAACAGCAACAAACGGAGUCUUCGGUUGAUGACGAUAUCGCAGAUGAUGAUCUCGAGAAGGUAAAAUAUGAUCCAAUAUUUGUGCCUGUGCUAUCACAUCGAUUCCAUCCAGAGAAUUCGGAAAUUGUCAAGUCCUAUUUCAUGCCUACGACGGCGGUCAACAAGGGUGAUGGGAAACCCCUGAACAAUGCUUUUUUGGGGCAAGGAAAGAAAUACGGUGGAAUCAUAUUCACUAGUCAAAGGGCAGUGGAAGCAAUGGGGCAUAUAUUAGAGCAUGAGGGUAUACCAACUAAAAUAACAACCUCCACCUCAAAAGAUCUGAUUCUAUACACUGUCGGACCAGCGACAACCCGCACCCUGACUCCCAUUCGCGAUAAAUAUCUACCGUUCGCCACGAUAUACGGUGACGAAGCCGGGAAUGGUGAAGAUCUGGCACAUCUGAUACUCGAACAUUAUAACAGCUGCUAUCCAUCAACAGCAGAAACGCACAGCCAAAAACCGGGACUACUAUUCCUAGUUGGCGAACAGAGACGAGACAUUAUACCUAAAACACUCAUGAGUGAAGACCUGGAUGAGAGUCAACAAAUUAAUGUUGAUGAACUGGUGGUUUAUGAAACGACUCAAAUGGAAGGGUUUGAAACCACAUUACAGGAUGUCGUUCGCAAGGGAGAGGAGCUGGUGAAGGAUGUUCGAAUACCUCUAUGGACAGUUAUAUUUUCCCCUACUGGCUGCAACGCUGUUCUACGGACAUUGAAUAUUCUCGACGAAAAUAACAACACGAUCAACGACUCUAGGAGAAAUUGCCGAAUAAUUACUAUUGGUCCCACGACUAGAGAUCAUCUGAUUACGAAAUAUAGCUUUGAGCCGGAUGUAGUCGCUCAAAAACCGACUCCGGAGGGGAUUGGUGAAGGGAUUAGGGAGUAUCUGUUGGCGAUGAAGCUGUAAUUUGGACUCUAUAUUCCUGUACACAUUAUUGUUUAGGCUCGUGUAGCAUUGCUUUUUCUACGUUCAGGUGGCGUCCUUACAUCAAAGCUCUCCUUUAUUUU